UCAAGAGAUAUAUCGUCAUAGAAAUCAUUAUUUGUGUUAGGUGUAUCUUCAUUUGAAGCAAAGCAAUGGAACAAAACGAAGAAGAACCAUCAACUUCAUCGCAACAAGAUCAACAAAACUGGAUAACCGAGCAAGAUAAUCUAAAAGAAAAACUAAUAACAGAAGAUAAUUUCACAUGGAAAUUACCAUCAUCAUCACAAGAAUUAAGAUACGUUGGUGGCGUUGAUAUAAGCUUCUCAAAACAUUAUCCAUCAUUAGCGUGUGGUACUCUUGUAGUCUUGGAUUUUCAAACUCUCCAAAUUCUUUAUCAGGAUUUCUCUUUCGUCACUCUUCGUGUUCCUUAUGUCCCUGGCUUCCUUGCCUUUCGAGAGGCUCCGGUUCUUCUAGAUAUUCUAGAGAAAAUGAAAAGGAGUGGCAGUCCUUUCUACCCUCAGUUGUUAAUGGUUGAUGGAAAUCGAAUACUUCAUCCCCGAGGUUUUGGACUAGCUUGUCACAUUGGAGUUAAAGCCAAUCUUCCAACUAUCGGGAUUGGAAAGAAUUUGCAUCAUGUGGAUGGUCUCCAUCAAUCUAGAGUGAGAAAUCUUCUAGAAGCCAAAGAAAACUCUUCUAAACACUUUAUUACUUUGACAGGUUGCUCUGGGCGUACAUGGGGAGCGGCCAUGAAAUCUACGCAGGGAUCCAUAAAGCCAAUAUACAUAUCAAUCGGCCACAGGAUAUCACUCCAGACUGCCAUUGCGAUUGUUCAGAUGACUUGCAAGUAUCGUGUCCCUGAGCCAAUUAGGCAGGCUGAUAUAAGAUCCAGAGACUACAUUCGAAAGUAUGAAAUGAAUGCUGAACUGAAGUAAUUUAACUGAUAUGGUACACUUCUAUCAACACCUAAAAUGAUGCUAACACUUACUGCAUGCUACUAUGGAUUAAAGAAGACAUUUUAUAGUAUUUAUUGUUUAUGUUGUCAAAGCAAUGUAGAAUUUCAAGUACAGAGAUGUAAGCAAAUAAACUCAAGAUUAUGAAUAUGCUUGUCAUAUCAUAUAUUUGAUGUCAACGAAUGUAUUAUAAUACCGGAUACAAUCUAAAUCCAUAACUUGUAUUUGUACAGCCUUUUCAUCAGAGAUUAAUGUAGUAUACUUGCAGUACUGAA
Medicago truncatula (barrel medic) is the source of this 1138-nucleotide messenger RNA. Its product is annotated as endonuclease V. Gene Ontology annotation, cellular component: cytoplasm; nucleolus. The transcript is spliced from 8 exons. Gene Ontology annotation, biological process: DNA repair. The record is from RefSeq and is a predicted model, not a curated record. Gene Ontology annotation, molecular function: single-stranded RNA binding; RNA endonuclease activity producing 5'-phosphomonoesters, hydrolytic mechanism. Lineage: Eukaryota; Viridiplantae; Streptophyta; Magnoliopsida; Fabales; Fabaceae. The coding region runs from base 66 to 845 and encodes 259 amino acids.